AUGGAAUUUGGUCAAUCUAGUCCGACGGCGAUUUCGUCGACUGCGGUGGCCUGCCUGAACUGUCGCGAGAAACACCUCAAAUGUGACGGCAACGUGUCCGGCUGUGGUCGAUGCAGAACGCUGAAUCUCUCCUGCUAUUUUGUGCCUUCUCGCCGCGGACGCAAAUGCCGACCGGGUCCGAUCCCCAGCGACUCGUCGCUGCCUGUCGAGCCACUCGGUGCUGUUGAGACUGAUCUUGGAGUGGACAGCAAGCAUCUCGUCGGCGUUUACUACCUACAUUUCCAUCAAGCACAUCCAUUUCUGCCGCCUCAUGAUGUGUUCAUCCAGUCUGCCCCGCCGGCAUACCUCGUCAACCUGGUCGAAUACAUCGGUCUGCACUAUCUGGUCAAUCUGGUACCAGAUCGAACGGCCUCUCUACGAGCAAACGUCGAGGAGGCGGAUCUCGACAUGGUCAAGGUCCAAGCCCUGCUCCUUCUUUCCAUCAUUCUACACGCGCGCCUACACCCUAUCGAAGCCAAAAUUUGCAUGGCUCAGGCCAUCCAAUGCAGCCUCGAACUCGGUCUCCAUUGUCGCGGGUUCUCGGAUUCCCUGGAGACGCAUGAUCCCGUGCACGCAGAGAGCGCGCGACGCACGUGGUGGGAAAUAUUUAUCCUCGAUACCCUCAUGGCCGCUGUGCAAGUUGAAGGCUCGCUGCAAUUUACUCUCGAGAUUCCCGACGUGCCGCUGCCUUGCGAGCCGGAGAACUACACGGGGUCUUUCUCGGGCGGUGGGCUGACCACGAUCAGCGACUUGGACCGUCAAGCCUUACUUCACAACGACGCGGACUUGUCCUCCUCGGCGUACCGCGUCGAAGCAGCUGUCAUCCUGCACAAAUGCCUUCUCGUCGGCACCACUCACGCCCCGCAAGAGUCGACGGACGUCCUCGACGCGACAAUCACCUCGUGGCUCCACCGCGUGCAGUCACGGUGCUACCAUCGUCCACUCCUGCGACACACUGGCGAAUUGGACCAAAUGACUUUCCAAGCCAUGAUGAUCAUGCAUUGCGCUGCUGUCUAUCUGCAUUUCCCUAGAUCCUCGCUCCUGGCGUUUUUACCCAUUACAGGCCGAAUCUUCUGUGCGAGUCCGCCGAGUUUCUCAUCACUUGCCCUUAACCCGCAGGUCCACACGGCCAAGGUUGUCGCUGCGGCGACCGGCCUGUCGAAGCUGGCUUCGCUGUCCCCCUCGGUUGUUGGACAUACCCCGUUCUUCGUGUGCACGCUGGUUCUCAGUUCAGUGAUACAACUGGCGGUGCUGUCGAUCGAGGUUACGCAGACGACCAGUGCGGUGCGUCCCUACCUGGGACUGAAUAUCGGGACAUUGAAAGCCAUGGGGAAUCUAUGGGCUAUUGCAGCCGUAUCCAUAGAGCGGAUACAAAGCGUAACGCAGGAAGUGGAGGAUGUGCUUGCCGGCGGAUGCUUUGCGAAUCUUAUUGAAGACGAUGCUGCUCUGUUAGAUUGCAUGACAUGA
This is a messenger RNA of Aspergillus melleus, 1506 nucleotides long. RefSeq lists its product as uncharacterized. Gene Ontology annotation, molecular function: DNA-binding transcription factor activity, RNA polymerase II-specific; DNA binding; zinc ion binding. The transcript has a single exon. NCBI's taxonomy places the organism in Eukaryota, Fungi, Ascomycota, Eurotiomycetes, Eurotiales, Aspergillaceae. Bases 1 to 1506 code for a protein of 501 amino acids. The record is from RefSeq and is a predicted model, not a curated record. Gene Ontology annotation, biological process: DNA-templated transcription; regulation of DNA-templated transcription.